AUGACAGACAUAGAUAGUAGUAGAUGUAGUAUUCACAAAGAUGAAUUGUAUAAACUGAUUUGUAUUGAAUGUAAUGUGUUGCUGUGUUCGGUUUGUUCAGUAGAUCAUAAUGGUCAUAUUUACAAUCAUAUUCACAAUCUAAAGAAUAGUGAUGAUAAUUCCAAUGUAUUUAAAUCGAGAAUCGAUACUUUAUGGUCAUCGGUAAAGACAUCGAACGACUCUAUCAAAGUAUUGAAAAACAAUCGUACAAAGAUAACCGACCACUUUCGAGAGUUACACAACAUUCUAAUGAAACAAGAAUACACACUACUCAAACCAAUCGAUGAUAACAUCAAUUCAGUACAAAAACACAUUAAAGAUAUGCUUAAAGAAUUGAAAUCAAUAGUUAAUAUAUUAAAUCAAAUAACUGAUAAUAAAAAUAAUAAUAGUAAUAAAAGCAGCAGUAGUAGUAGUAAUGAUGAUAACAACACAAAUAUUAGUACAGAUUCAUAUAGAAUUGAUAAUAUCAUUGAAACAAUCAAUGAAUGUGAAUCAUUCGAUAAGUUUGUUGAUAUCAAUAGAGUAUCAUUUUUCAGUUAUAAUAAGAAUGAAAACAACUAUCCACAACUACAAGUAAACAAUAGCUAUACCAAUCUACAAUUAAUACAAUCAUUCAAUUCGAAAUACCAAUUAUCAAAUAGUAAAGGUAUUCAUCAUAGUCCAGUUAUUCCAAGUUAUAAAAUCAGUAUUAGUCAACUUAAAAUGCAGAAUAUAAAGAGUGAUGCCGAACAAUCAAUUUAUGUAACUGCUUCUGAGAGUACAUCUACCAGUAAUACUUCAACCACAUCCAACAACAACAACAAUAAUAACAACAAUAACAAUAACAGUAGUAGUGAUAGUAGCAGUAGUGGUAGUAAUAGUAAUGUUAGUAGUAAUAAUAAUAGUGCAAGAUAUAUUAUAUCGGCAGAUCGUAAUAAUAUUAGUUUGUUAAGCAUUGGUGACAAUGCAGAGUCGAUAGUUUUAGAUAGUCAAUAUACUCCACCAUUGUCAUCGACUAUAGCUGGACGUUGGACACUAAAUGCAAUUGCUGCGACUGUCAGUGGUAAGUACGUCUACAUCUUUGGCGUGUCAAGGAGUGGUACCAAGUAUUUGCGAUUCAGUUUGGAAUCGCGAGUUUUCGAUCUUGCCGAGGACAUCAGUGGCAUCACCACUGGCGAAUGGCUAUCGGUAUGCAACGAUCCUUCUAAUAAUGGUCACAUCUACAUCAUCAAUAACUUUGAUAAAGAAAAAGCAGAGAUCUCAAGAUACAACAUUAAAUCGAUGAAGUUCGAGAAAAUUGGAAAGCAUCGUCUCAGUAGUGAGAUUACUAACGAUGUCAUCAAAUCGUUUAUCUAUCACGAUUGUCUCUAUAUGGUGACAUCGGUAAGCAACCGGAUCUUCAAAAUCAACAACUUACCGACACACCAUAAGAAUCACAGUGUUAGUAAUCUCGACAUUCAACUGCCAUUGGAGAAGUAUGUCGCCGUUACACAUGACAACCAAGGUAACAUCUACAUCCUUACUUUUAAACGAAAGUUCCUCAGAGUAAACGUUGAUAGCAAGCAGAUUGCUCAUCUGACACCACUUAGCAUCAGUGAAUACUGUUCAAUGGUAUACUCUAAAGAUGGACCGUAUAUCUACUUGUUUGGUGGCGCUGACUAUGGUAACUUUGUUUACACGAUCCAGAAGGAUCUAUGGACACCAAUCUUUAAAGAUGAUCAAUCAAAGAGAAUCAAUUGUGGUUCAGUUUUAAUAUAA
Heterostelium album PN500 is the source of this 1776-nucleotide messenger RNA. RefSeq names its product B-box zinc finger protein. The record is from RefSeq and is a predicted model, not a curated record. The transcript has a single exon. Gene Ontology annotation, molecular function: zinc ion binding. The coding region runs from base 1 to 1776 and encodes 591 amino acids. Lineage: Eukaryota; Evosea; Eumycetozoa; Acytosteliales; Acytosteliaceae.